UACUGAAGUAUUUAUUUUUGUUAUUAGAAUUACACACUGUAAUUUGUUAUGUUCAAAGUUGUCGCCACUAUUUAUUUACUUUACACCAAAAAAUUAUGUUUUUUUAAAUUAUUUAGUUUAUAUUUUAACAACUAACAAGUAUUUUACUUUUAGCUAAUAUAAUUUUAAAUAAAAGUUGGUGCACCAUGUUGUGUGGCCAAUAUUUUUCUUUAUGUAUCUUAAGUUGCUUAUUUUUUCUCAACUCUACAACUGUCUAUGGGUUAAUAGAUCCAAUUACAGGAACUUUUGUUGUAGGAGCUUUUGUGACAGGAUACUUUUUAAAUAAAUCAAAUUAUACAUUUCCCGACAUACUCCCUAUUUUUGGUGGAUGUCCUAAUACAUUUAAUAUUAAAGAAUUAGAACAUUCCAUGGAAAAAAGUUUUUUUGGGCAACAUAUAGCAUCAAAAAUAGUAUUAUCUGCUUUGGCAGGUAAUUUAUAUCGUAGCAAAAAUAACAAAAAACCAUUAGUAAUGUGUUUUCAAGGUUGGACUGGUUCUGGUAAAAAUUUUUUAUCAGAGGUAAUUGCUAAUCAUAUGUUCACUACGCCAAAAAUAAAAUCAUUACGAUAUCAUAUUAUUCUUGGACAAUCGGAUUUUGUUCACCAUUCCAAAAUUAAUUAUUAUAAGGAAAAACUUUAUCAUGAUGUGAAAUCCGCAAUAAAAUCAUGUGGUACAAAUGUAUUCGUUUUUGAUGAAGUGCAUUUUAUACCUAUGGGUAUAUUAGACAUACUAAUACCUAUUCUUGAAAAUAAUGAUGCGUCUAUUGAUUCUAGGAAUUCAAUUUUUAUAUUUUUAACUAAUGCAGGCGCUGAUGCUAUUGUGACUAAGUAUUUAGAUCUUUGGAUUAAUGGAAUUUCAAGAGAGUCCAUGAAAAUUCAAGAUUUUGAUAUUCUUUUACAAAAAUCUGCUUUCAAUGAAAAAGGAGGGUUGAUGAAAAGUGGAAUAAUAGAUUCUCAUAUUAUUGAUCAUUAUGUUCCAUUUUUACCACUUGAAAAAGUUCAUGUAGUAAAAUGUAUUGAGGCAGAAUUUAAAAACUUGAACAAACAUCUGGAUUCCAAAACAAAAAGUGAAAUAUUGCAGAUGAUUCCGUUUGGUCCCGAGCCUCAUAACUUAUUUUCUUCUUCUGGUUGUAAAAGAAUUAAUCAAUUUGUUGCAUCCCAAUCAAAUUUUAAUUUGGUUUGAUAUUUUUAAAGUAUACUGUGAGUGUUCUUGUACAUACACUUUUGGAAAAAAACCAAUCUGAAAAUAAAUUAUGAAAUAUAUAUUUUUAAA
Messenger RNA from Melanaphis sacchari, 1310 nucleotides. It is a transcript of the gene Torsin, whose product is annotated as torsin-1A. The transcript has 6 exons. Gene Ontology annotation, molecular function: ATP binding; ATP hydrolysis activity. Gene Ontology annotation, biological process: cellular response to misfolded protein. The record is from RefSeq and is a predicted model, not a curated record. The coding region runs from base 186 to 1220 and encodes 344 amino acids. NCBI's taxonomy places the organism in Eukaryota, Metazoa, Arthropoda, Insecta, Hemiptera, Aphididae.